Molecule: messenger RNA, 2333 nt
Organism: Dromiciops gliroides (monito del monte)
Lineage: Eukaryota; Metazoa; Chordata; Mammalia; Microbiotheria; Microbiotheriidae
Gene: GRN
Product: granulin precursor
Exons: 13
Coding region: 162-1904 (580 amino acids)
Biological process (GO): regulation of inflammatory response
Cellular component (GO): extracellular region
Source: RefSeq, a predicted model, not a curated record
GAAGAAGGGGGAGACAGCCAAUGGCAGCAGGGCGGCCCUGAGCUCUCAGCCAAUAGGAAAGGGGUGGGCGGGGUACCCAAAUCUGGCUAGGGUCCGGUCCUGGUGCUGUGGCCCCCAGAAGAUUGUGGCCCUGGGCAGUGAGUGGUGCGCUCAGGUGGACCAUGUGGAAGCUGGUAGUCUGGCUGUCCCUGGUGACAGGGCUGGUGGCUGGCACCCAGUGCCCCGAUGGGCAGGUGUGUCCUAAGGCCUGCUGCAAGCAACCAGGAAGGACUGGCUACAGUUGCUGUGAUUCACCUUGGGAUCCACAACCAUCCAUACCUGUAGCAAAGAAUGUACACCUGGGCGUCACAUGCCAGGGUGAUUCCCGUUGUCCCGUUGGCUUCUCCUGCCUCCUCACCCCUUUGGGGAACUACAGCUGCUGCCCCUACCCAGAGGCUGUGGCAUGUGGUAACGGGCACCACUGCUGUCCUCGUGGCUUCCACUGCAGCUCAGAUGGGCAUUCCUGCUUUAAGGUACAAGGAGCUAACUCCAGGGCAGUGAAAUGCCCAGACAGCCAGUUCGAAUGCCCCAAUGAUUCUACCUGCUGUGUGAUGCCAGAUGGCUCCUGGGGCUGUUGCCCUAUGCCCCAGGCUUCUUGCUGUGAAGACAAAGUUCACUGCUGCCCCCGAGGCACUUCCUGUGACCUGGCUCAUGCCCGCUGCCUCACAGCUGGCGGUGGUACCUACCCACUGGCACGAAAAACCCCUGCUCAAAAGGAAGGGAGGAUGGUCACCAAAGUGAUUUGUCCAGAUGCCCGUUCCCAGUGUGAUGAGGGCACUACCUGCUGCCAGCUGCCCAGCGGAUCAUACGGCUGCUGCCCUUUGCCAGAUGCCGUCUGUUGCCCAGACCGAGUGCACUGCUGCCCCGAGGGCACUGUGUGUGACAUGCAGAAGAGUAAAUGCCUCUCCACAAAGGGGGACAUCUCUGACUUUGUUACCAAGCUGCCUGCACAGAAAGUUCAGGAUGUACAGUGUGGUGAAGAAAUGAGCUGCCCAAACGGCAACACCUGCUGCCGCCUGAUAUCUGGGACCUGGGGAUGUUGCCCAUUUCCUGAGGCCAAUUGCUGUGAGGACUACGUCCACUGCUGCCCCCACGGCUAUCACUGUGACCUAGAUUUGAGCCAGUGUGAAAAAGAGGCCAGCGACACGUUGCUGCUGGGGAGCGCCAUGACUUCCCUUGUUACCAUAAGCAGUGUCGCCUGUGACAAUACCACCAGCUGUCCCCCCAACAGCACCUGCUGCCUCCUGGAAUUGGGGAUGUGGGGCUGCUGCCCUGCCCCAGAGGCCGUGUGCUGUCCUGACCACAAGCACUGCUGCCCCCAUGGCUUUGUCUGCCACCCGGAGGGCUGUAAGACCCAGCACCACUUAGUGCCCUGGCUGCAGAAGGUACCAGCCUCCCGGAAGCUGGCCUCCUCUUCUGUGGAUUGUGACCAGCACACCAGGUGCCCAGAUGGUCAGACCUGCUGUCCCAGCCUUCGAGGAGGCUGGGCCUGCUGCCAGCUGCCCCAUGCCGUCUGCUGUGAGGAUAGAAAGCACUGCUGCCCAUCAGGCUAUACCUGCAAUGUGGAGGCCAGGGCCUGUGAGAAACAAGACUGGGUCCAGCCCCCCACCUCCUCCCUGCCCCUCGUGCUGGGGUCGGACAGUGGGGACGUGCAGUGUGGGGGCCGCCGCUACUGCCAUACCUCCCAGACCUGCUGCCGGAACACAGCAGGGGGCUGGUCGUGCUGCCCACUCGCUAAGGGUGUGUGCUGCUCUGACGGCCAGCACUGCUGCCCCGAGGGCUUCCGCUGCGGGGCCAAGGGCACCAAGUGUAUUCGGAAGAAGAAGCAGCUUCGAUGGGAUACCUUCUCCUCGACCCUGCUCUGAGUGGGACGGGACCCCCAGGGCUCCCCCAUCUCUCUCCUCCAAGCACUCCAGCCCAGCCGUGAGGGCGCUGCUGCUGGAGCAGUUUGCUCAGGCCUCCUCAGUUGUGGCUCUCCCCACACUGGGUCUUCCCAGCCCCUUCCUCCUCAGGUUCCACGUCAUCAUGGGCAUUCAGCCCCUUGGGAGGAGUGCCAGUCCAUGCUUUCCCCCUCAGAUCACAGCCUUGGCUUUCAGGGGCUUGGGGUGGGCAGCACCAAGGCAAGAGGAAAGCCUCUACCACUAUGAUUCUCCAUGGCCCUUGGGCACCUUGGUUUGGGGGGAGGUGCCCCUUAACUUUGAGGGCUCCGUUUGUCAGGCUGCUCUCUCCUCUGCCCAGAGAGGACCUUUGCGAGGGGGUGACAUAGCACAAUAAAAUUUAUACAGUUUGUUAAA